CAAAAGAUCGGCAGUUGGAACCCACCAGGUGCUCCUUGGAAACCCUAUCGGGCAGUUCUACUCUGACCUAUAGGGUCACUAUGAGUCAGAAUCGACUUGAUGGCAAUGGGUUUUAUAUAUCGUUUUAACUCUUUUAAUGAGUGUGUAGAAGAAUUUUUACAGAAACAACAAACAUCUUUGGAAACAAACAUGCCAUGAUGUUAGCAGUCAUGGAUGCUGAAUCGUAGAACUAAGAAUGACUGUCACUUUCUUUUAAUUUCUGGGGGGAAAAUGAUUUAACUGUGUAAUAUUUCUGAAUCCAGUUCGCUCAUUGCUUGUUGAUUGCCAGUGAUAUACCAGGGUCAGGCUGUGCCACACAGAGGGAACGCCCAAGGUAUGCUGUCUGCCCGGGGGCUGUGAGACAGCAAAGCACCUUGCGGGAUGUCUGUGUGUCUCUCUGUCUGUCUAGGAGGCACUGGAAUUCAGAGAAGAUCCACAUCACCCGGGUAGUAUCCAUUUGAGCUGAGCCUUGAAAGUCGGUCGUGUUGCUUUGGGUGUAAAUGGCUAGGAGAACUCCCUGGAAGAAGACCCCCAGAACAGAGGGAGCCAGGCAGGGGGUGACGUGUCAGCUGGAACUCGGCACAUGCAUGGGACAGUAACUCACGAUGAGACAGUAAAUGAAGCAAGAACUUAAAAAAUAAUGAAGAUGGUUUUAAGCCAGAAUGCCUCAGCGAUCAGACCUCUUAACUUGUAUCCCUGGGUAUACAUCAGCCUUGUGUUUGGUGCUUCACUUGCUUUGCCUGAUAAAGCUUGCACUUUUAAGGUGGCGCUGCAGAACUUCCAGACGAUCUUCUCAUGGGAAUUAAAAAACCAUUCCAUUGUCCCAACUCACUAUACGUUGUGGUACACAAUCAUGAGUAAAUACGAAGACAUGAAGAUCGUAGAGGACUGUACAAAUAUCACGAGACUAUUUUGUGACCUAACGGGUUUGUGGGACAACAUGCCUGAGACCUACAUCCCAAGAGUCGUGGGGUUCAAAGGCAACACAGUGCUGGUCAGCUGUAUAGACAGUGUCUUCCUGCCCAUGAACAUGACCUUGGAACCACCGGACUUUGAGAUUGUGGGCUCUGCGGACCACAUUAAUGUGAUAGUGAAAUUUCCAUCCCGCGCUCCCAAGACGAUAGAUGUAGAAAGGUUACAGCAUCAUUUUUACCUCAUCAUUGAACAGCGAUCAGAGGAGAUGGUGAAGAAGCAUAAACCCAGAAUAAAUGGAAACAUCACUGGAGAUUUCAUUUAUGUCAUGGACAAGUUAAUUCCAAACACAAACUACUGUGUAUCUAUCUAUUUUGAACCAAAAAAUCUGGGAACAAUAACAAAAUCCCCCCUAAAAUGUGCCCUCCUUCCUGGCCAGGAACCAGAGUCAUCAGAAUCUGCCAAAAUAGGAGGAAUAAUCACUGCGUUUUUAAUAGCAACUGUCUUCAUAAGCAGCGUAGUAACACUGAAACGGACUGGUUAUCUAUGCCUAAGACUUGAUCUCCCCAGUGCUUUGAAUUUUUCUAACAGGCCAACCCGGAUUUUUCUGGAGCUGCCACCACUGGAAGCCGUGGAUACAGUGGAGGUCAUUUACGUCAGCCGAAAGAAGAAAGUGUGGGACUACAAUUAUGACGAGAGUGACAGCGAGGAAGAAGCCACCCCGACAACAAGUGCUGGCGGUUACACCAGGCAUGGACUAAUCCUCCAGCCCCUGACGCAGGCCUCCACCUCCUCGCCCGACUCUGAGGAGUCACAGUUCACAGACCCAGAUGUGGAUGAACCUGACCUGCCAGAAGACGAGGCCGAGCCCCUACUGGUGCCAGGGCCCAGGGCCGAGCAGUCGGAACCCGCAAGUGGACCCUGUGAAAGGAGAGCGAGUCCGCUGCAGGACCCCUUUUCCAAGAAGGACAGCAGCGCCACCGAGGGGUCUGAGGACAGGAUAAUCUUCAAUGUGAAUUUAAACUCUGUGUUUGUGCAGGCCCUCGAUGAUGAUGGAGACGUCUCUCCAAUGCUUCCAGAAGAGACAGUUGACCUAGAGGACCCCAGUGAGAUGGAAUCAAGCUUUCUGAUCGCCAGGGAGGACGGGAUGCCACCGCCCUUCCCCAGCCCCUCGGAGGAGUGCCUAGGGUCUGAAGAUGCUUCUUCGGAGGAAAGCGACACUUCUGAGUCGGAUGCUGACAUCAGGGACGGUUAUAUAAUGAGAUGAUUCUAAAACUGUUUAACUGGAACUGACAAGUAGCUGUCACAGCGCUCUCCGUUCUUGCCCGCCUCCUCGCCCAUUUGUGGCCUCGAAGUGUUCUCCAAGGGAAGGGGUAGAAAACUGUAGAAUCGGGUCAGUUCUUGCCUGUAACAUCAUCUAUGCAGACUCCCAGUGUGGGAUACAUGGUAGCAUUCAGUGCAUUGUUUACAUGUUCAGAGUGAUACACUUGGAACGGAAAUUUCCCUACCAAUUCCCUUUGCUCUCCUGUACUUACAAUGUAUCUGUGUGAGGGCUGCCAGGGUAAGGAGCAAGUCUCCCUGUGCUUUGCAGGGUGGGCCAGGGCCAUGUGCUAUUUCCAGGAAGUAGUUAAAUGGGGCAAGGGUGGGAGCCAGGAGAAAAAAGGAAAAAUCCAGCAGGUUUCACACGGCAGGAGCGGCCAGCAGUGCUUAGUAAGUGGAGUCCCCCCCAGCUGUGUGUCCCAGCAGGCUCCAGGGGAGUGCAGCAAAGGGGCAGACAAAGAGGUGACGAGGGAGGACCUCCGGAGAGCCGAGGAGGCGACACGUGAGGGAACAGGCACAGGCACGUGGCGGGGGCAGGGCGGUCCAGCGGCGGGGGCAGGGCGGUCCAGCGGUGAUUGGUUCUGUGACUAAUCUUUGGGCUGCCCCCAAUGUCUUCUGCCUCCUCCACUCUGGGAUUUGGGCUCAGACCCCUGUUCCCGCCCUCCUGAAGUCGAGUGGGGAAGCCAGACACACACAUACACAAGUAACUCUACUGCUAGGCAGGUGGCACACGGGAAGCAUCCAGAUAGGGGAGAGGAAUGGAACCUCAGCGCCCUAUUUUAAGACUAAAAUAGAGUCAUGGACCACGACAACCACAGCCCCCACCAGACUGAGUCCAGCACAACUAGAUGGUGCCCGGCUACCACCACUGACUGCUCUGACAGGGAUCACAACCGACGGUCCUCCACAGAGCUGGAGAAAAAUG
Trichechus manatus latirostris (Florida manatee) is the source of this 3196-nucleotide messenger RNA. It is a transcript of the gene IFNAR2, whose product is annotated as interferon alpha and beta receptor subunit 2. The transcript is spliced from 9 exons. Gene Ontology annotation, molecular function: type I interferon receptor activity; interleukin-22 receptor activity; protein binding. Gene Ontology annotation, biological process: type I interferon-mediated signaling pathway. The record is from RefSeq and is a predicted model, not a curated record. The coding region runs from base 680 to 2218 and encodes 512 amino acids. Gene Ontology annotation, cellular component: plasma membrane. Lineage: Eukaryota; Metazoa; Chordata; Mammalia; Sirenia; Trichechidae.